Ixodes scapularis (black-legged tick) is the source of this 947-nucleotide messenger RNA. RefSeq names its product RNA polymerase II degradation factor 1-like. The transcript is spliced from 4 exons. The coding region runs from base 323 to 862 and encodes 179 amino acids. The record is from RefSeq and is a predicted model, not a curated record. NCBI's taxonomy places the organism in Eukaryota, Metazoa, Arthropoda, Arachnida, Ixodida, Ixodidae.
AAAACUAAACACGCAAGGCAACGGCACGCACUCAGCGCUAGAUUGGUUUAGCCGGUGGUGAUAUACGCUCUGAAAUACGAGGAAGGCGGUGACGUUGCUUUGCUGGCACUGCUUGAUUGGCCUGAUCGGCUCCUACCUUCGUCUAUGCUCGUACUUAUGAAGAACCAAGUCUUGUCUUGAAACAAUCUUAUUCAUUCUUGACAAGGACGAUGUAUUCUACACUGCGCACUGACAAGUACACUCCAGCCAUUCUUCUAGUCUAUAAAAGUGAAUAGAAGGAUCAUAUUUUCUCAAAGUUCCUCCAAGAAGUCUACAACCCAAGAUGAAUAUUCCAGCACUAACAGUUUUUGCAGUUGUGACAGCCCUGCUGCCGAUACUAAAUUGCGCUCAAGCAGAAAACGCUACGGAAGCAGAAAACGCCGCGGAAGCGGAAAACGCUAUGGAGGAAGAAGACCGAUCUUGUGAGAAAAGAGACAAGGACGCCGAACAAGUGGGAAGUAAAACCGUUGAGAGCUGCAAUUACUACUGCGAACCUGUAAAGGGAAGCGGCAGUUUUGAAAAAAAGUACUAUAAAGAUGGUACGUCGUGCAAGUACAACAGUCAACUGACAAGCAAGUGCAUAGAAAACACAUGCGAGCACCCAGACAAUCCCAUAUAUAAGAAGGAUAAGGAAACAAACAACAAAGAAAACAAAGAAGAGGAAAAGCAAAAUGAAAACGAAAGAAAGGAAGAAGUGCCAAAGGAAGACGAGCAAAAUGAGGAGAAGGUGGAGGAACCUAAAGAGGAGAAGGAUGAGGAAGAAAACGAAGAUAAAGAAGAAGUGGAAGAAGAGGAAACAAGUACGGGCACACAGGAGACUUAAGAAUUCAGAAAGCAGUCAAAAGCGCCUGCGAAUGGUUGGGUGGACUGUCAUUUUGUCUGAGGUCGUAUGUUUAAAUAAAAACCCA